AUGCAUAACGAGGCCUUAUCUGAAGUUUCAGGCUAUAUAUCUAUAGCUUGUUGGGUCGUAGUUACCAUUCCACAGCUUUAUGAAAACUAUAAACGAAAGUCAAGCUAUUCUGUAUCAUUAAUUUUUCUCUAUAUAUGGCUUGCAGGUGAUUUACUCAACCUGACUGGUUCUAUUUUGCAGGACUUGUUACCGACGACGAUUUACCUUGCCGCCUAUUACGUUCUAUCCGAUAUUGUCAUAAUAUUGCAAGUUUACUAUUAUCGUCGCAAAAAUGUUAUUUCCGAAGAAUUAUCUCCCUUACUAUCUGAACGAUUGGAAUCACAAGUAUCCAUGGAAAAGUCGAGAUUAAAUCAAUCUUUGGGAAUUUUAAGUGGACUCAUCGGUGUUUGCUUAACUGGCGUUAUCGCUUAUUGUUUCUCCUCUUCAUCUCAACAAGUCAUUAUUAAUCCAUCAUAUGUGAAAGGAGAGCCUCCUAUAUUGAUUCAAGGUGACAUCAAUGUGCAACAGCAUAUGAAAUUGCUACCUCAAAUCCUUGGAUGGUUCAGUGCGAUAUUCUAUCUUGGUUCAAGAAUUCCGCAAAUUAUUCAAAAUUACAAGUCAAAAUCUACUGAAGGAUUAUCAUUGGGCAUGUUCUGUUUUAGUGUUUUAGGCAAUAUCACUUUUUGUUUGUCAAUAUUAUCAUACUCAAUGGAAUAUGAGCAUUUACUUAUAAAUUUACCUUGGAUGCUAGGCAGUGGAGGAACUUUGUUUUUCGAUUUUAUU
Messenger RNA from Dentiscutata heterogama, 762 nucleotides. The record is from the annotation of a GenBank genome assembly. NCBI's taxonomy places the organism in Eukaryota, Fungi, Glomeromycota, Glomeromycetes, Diversisporales, Gigasporaceae.